Pteronotus mesoamericanus is the source of this 4824-nucleotide messenger RNA. RefSeq names its product ADAM metallopeptidase with thrombospondin type 1 motif 7 (gene ADAMTS7). Bases 1 to 4824 code for a protein of 1607 amino acids. The record is from RefSeq and is a predicted model, not a curated record. Gene Ontology annotation, cellular component: extracellular matrix. Lineage: Eukaryota; Metazoa; Chordata; Mammalia; Chiroptera; Mormoopidae. Gene Ontology annotation, molecular function: metalloendopeptidase activity. Gene Ontology annotation, biological process: extracellular matrix organization; proteolysis. The transcript has 24 exons.
AUGCCCGGCCCGCGCCCCCGCGCCCCCUGCAGCCCCGAGCCCCUGCGCUCCCUCCUCCUGCUGCUGUGCGCGCUGGCGCCCGGCGCACCCGGACCCGCACCAGGGUCGGCGGCCGAGGGCCCGGAGGCGCUGGACAUUGUGCACCCGGUGCGCGUGGAUGCGGAGGGCGUCUUCCUGUCCUACGAGCUGUGGCCGCGCGCGCUGCGCAAGCGGGCCUUGUCCGCGCACCGGGCCGUGCGCGCCUUCUAUGAGUUGCAGUUCCGCGGCCGCGCGCUGCGCUUCCACCUGGAGGCCAACACGCACCUGCUGGCACCCAGCUUCGUGAGCGAGACUCGCCGCAGCGGCGGCCUGGGGCGUGCGCACAUCCGCACGCGCGCGCCCGCCUGCCACCUGCUGGGCGAGGUGCAGGACCCUGAGAUGGAGGGCGGCAUGGCCGCCAUCAGCGCCUGCGACGGCCUGAAAGGUGUGUUCCGGCUCUCCAACGAGGACUACUUCAUCGAGCCCCUGGCGGGCGCCCCGGCCCGGCCCAACCGCGCCCAGCCGCACGUGGUGUACAAGCGGCAGGCCCCCAGGCGGCAGGCAGAGCGGGGCGACCCCGAGGCUCCACGCACCUGCGGGGUGCAAGGGGCCCUGGAGCAGGAGUCCUGGCGGCAGUCGCGGGAGCGCUCGGACCAGCGGCGCCGGCGGCCGCGGUACCUGCGCCAGCCUUCCGUCAGCAAGGAGAGGUGGGUGGAGACCCUGGUGGUGGCCGAUGCCAAAAUGGUGGAGUACCACGGGCAGCCGCAGGUCGAGAGCUACGUGCUGACCAUCAUGAACAUAGUGGCCGGCAUCUUCCAUGACCCCAGCAUCGGGAACCCCAUCCACAUCACCGUCGUGCGCCUGGUCCUGCUGGAAGACGAGGAGGAGGACCUGAAGGUCACACACCAUGCGGACAACACCCUGAGGAGCUUCUGCAAGUGGCAGAGAAGCAUCAACAUGAAGGGAGACAGCCACCCGCUGCACCACGACACCGCCCUCCUGCUCACCAGGAAAGACCUGUGUGCGUCCAUGAACCAGCCCUGCGAGACCCUGGGACUGUCCCACGUCGGGGGCAUGUGCCAGCCCUAUCGCAGCUGCAGUAUCAGCGAGGACACGGGCCUGCCCCUGGCCUUCACCGUGGCCCACGAGCUCGGCCACAGCUUUGGUGUUCAGCACGACGGAAGCGGAAAUGACUGUGAGGCUGUUGGGAAACGGCCUUUCAUCAUGUCUCCACAGCUCCUGUACGACACUGUGCCCCUCACCUGGUCCCACUGCAGCCGCGAGUACAUCACCAGGUUUCUCGACCGGGGCUGGGGCCUGUGCCUGGACGACCCUCCCACCAAGGACGUCAUCGACCUCCCCUCGGUGCUGCCCGGCGUCCUCUACGACAUGGACCACCAGUGCCGCCUCCAGUACGGGGCCACCUCUGUGUUCUGCAAGGACAUGGACAACGUCUGCCACACACUGUGGUGCUCGGUGGGGCUCACCUGUCACUCCAAGCUGGACGCAGCCGUGGACGGCACCGCCUGUGGAGACAGAAAGUGGUGUCUGAGCGGGGAGUGUGUUCCUGUGAGCUUCCAGCCCAAGGCGGUGGACGGCGGCUGGUCGGGCUGGAGCGCCUGGUCCGCCUGCUCGCGCAGCUGCGGUGUGGGCGUGCAGAGCACCGAGCGGCAGUGCACGCAGCCUGUGCCCAAGUACAAGGGCAAAUACUGCGUGGGCGAACGGAAGCGCUUGCGUCUUUGCAACCUGAAGAAGUGCCCCUCCGGCCACCCCUCCUUCCGCCAGGUCCAGUGCAGCCACUUCGACGCCACCUUCUACAAGGGCCAGCUGCACACGUGGGUGCCCGUGGUCAACGACGAGAACCCCUGCGAGCUGCACUGCCGGCCCGCGAACGAGUCCUUUGCUGAGAAGCUGCGGGACGCUGUGGUGGACGGCACGCCCUGCUACCAGGGCCGGGCCAGGGCCAGCCGCGACCUCUGCAUCAACGGCAUCUGCAAGAACGUGGGCUGUGACUUCGAGAUCGACUCGGGCGCCCUGGAGGACCGCUGCGGCGUGUGUCACGGCGACGGGUCCACCUGUCACACCGUCAGAGAGACCUUCCGGGAGGCUGACGACCACAAGGGGUAUGUGGACGUGGCGCUGAUCCCGGCCGGUGCCCGGGACAUCCACAUUGAGGAGCUGGAGGAGAGCAGCAGCUUCCUGGCCCUGCGGAGUGAGGACCCCGAGAAGUACUUCCUCAACGGCCACUGGACCAUCCAGUGGAACGGGGACUACGACGUGGCGGGUACCAUCUUCACGUACGCGCGCACAGGCGAGCUGGAGAAACUCUCGUCCCCUGGGCCCACAGAGGAGCCCGUCUGGAUCCAGCUGCUGGUCCAGGAGAGCAACCCCGGGGUGCGCUACGAGUACACCAUCCACCGGGUGGCCGACGCCCAUGGCCUGGGCCUGCCGCCCACGUUCUCUUGGACCUAUGGGCCCUGGACCAAGUGCACAGUCACCUGCGGCUCAGGCACGCAGAGGCAGAGUGCGCACUGUGCCGAGUGGCAGGCGGGGCCCGUGGACGACAGGUACUGCGACCCCGUGGGCCGGCCCGACGACCGCCAGAGGAAGUGCCGCGAGGAGCCCUGCCCCGCCCGGUGGUGGACCGGCGAGUGGCAGCCGUGCUCCAGCUCCUGCGGCCCCGGGGGCCUGUCCCGCCGGGCGGUGGUCUGCAUCCAGAGUGUGGGGCUGGACGAGCAGAGGGCCCUGGAGCCCCCCGACUGCCAACACCUGCCGCAGCCCCCGGCCGAAAGCCCCUGCAACUUCCAUGUGCCCUGUCCGGCCACGUGGGCCGUGGGGAACUGGUCUCAGUGCUCGGCGACUUGCGGGCGAGGCACGCAGCAGCGAACGGUCCUCUGCACCCACGACAGCACCGUCCCCUGCGACGAGGCCCAGCGACCAGCCAGCGAGGCCGCCUGCCCUCUGCCGCCCUGCCCGCAGGCCCUGGACCCCGAAGGCUCCGGCAGCGGCUCCUUCGGCCAAAUCCUGUACCCCGACGUCAGCUUCAAGCCCCGCCACCUGGCCCCUCACCCGCCAUCCCCAUCCCCCCUCAGCAACAUCAUCGAGGAAGCGGGGGAGAAGGAAAAGGCGGCAGAGGGCGCCCAGCUGGGCCCGCCGAGACCCGUCUUCGUGGACGACUUCUACUACGACUACAACUUCAUCAGGUUCCACGAGGACCUGUCCUACGAGCCCUUCGAAGAGCCCGGCCCAGACCUGCCUGGCACAGAGGACUGGACGCCCCCGCCCCUGAGCAGUCCUUCUGAACCCCCCGCCGGGGCCCCCGAGCCUCCCACGGAGCUCCCCGGGGCCGAGGACCAGGAGGUGGCAGCAGACCCGACCCCUUGGCCCAGCCAGGCCGGCCUCUCCCCGCCCCUGCCCUCGGAGCCCACGCCCUGGAGCCCUUUGGGCAACUUGUUGCCUGAGGAAGACACCCCCAAGGUGGCCUCUGACCUGGGGCCCCCCAGCUUACCCUGGCCCCCCACUUCCAUCGGUGAGAUGCCCGUCGCCCCUGCGAGCGAAGAUGAGUUCCUGGUCGGGGAGCACGGCCCGAGCCAGCCGCCGCCUCCGCGGUGGGAGGUGACCAACGAGGUUUUGGAGGGUGAGGACGAUGCCGGGGGCCACCCGGCGCCACCCCUGCCCCAGACCCCCACGGCCUCGCAGCCAGGGGCCCGGGGCUGGGACAGCUCCCUGGGGCAUGGGGCACCCUCGUCCCCAGCCCCAGGCCUGGCUCUACGGGACCUGCAGACCCCAGCACUGCCCGGGACCUUCCUUCUGACCGCCCCCACGGGCCCGGGGCACAGGCCUCGCGGGACCACCGGGAGCCCAGGACCCCCGGGCCAGCCCGAGCCCCCCAGCCCUGAGGCGCCCCCAGGCUCGGUGCUGCUGUCCACUCCGGCUGGGGACGGCCCUGCCAAUGACGAGGAGCCGCCCUUGGACCUGCCUCUGACCAGGAACGCCAGCUGGGAAGUGGGGAACUGGAGCGAGUGCUCCACCACCUGCGGCCUGGGCGCCGUCUGGAGGGCCGUGCGCUGCAGCUCGGGCCGGGAGGACGACUGCGCCCCUGCGGGCCGGCCCCAGCCCGCGCGCCGCUGCCACCUGCGGCCCUGCGCCACCUGGCACGUGGGCACCUGGAGUAAGUGCUCCCGCAGCUGCGGCGGAGGGGUCUCCGUGCGCGACGUGCAGUGUGUGGACACUCAGGACCUCCGGCCGCUGCGCCCCUUCCACUGCCAGGCGGGGCCUGCCCAGCCGGCGGCCCGCCAGCCCUGUGGGGUCCAGCCCUGCCUCACCUGGUACACCUCUUCCUGGAGAGAGUGCUCCGAGGCCUGCGGCGGCGGGGAGCAGCAGCGGCUGGUCACCUGCCCGGAGCCCGGCCUGUGCGAGGAGGCACUGAGACCCAACAGCACGCAGCCGUGCAACACCCACCCCUGCACGCAGUGGGCGGUGGGGCCCUGGAGCCAGUGCUCGGUGCCCUGCAGGGGUGGCGUCCGCAGGCGCCUGGUCAAGUGUGUCAACACGCAGACGGGGCUGCCCGAGGAGGACAAUGACCAGUGUGCCCACGAGCCCUGGCCCGAGAGCUCCCAGCCGUGCGGCACCGCGGACUGCGAGGUCGCCGAGCCGCUGCGCUGCGAGCGGGACCGCCUCUCCUUCGCCUUCUGCGAGACGCUGCGCCUCCUGGGCCGCUGCCAGCUGCCCUCCAUCCGCGCCCAGUGCUGCCUCUCCUGCCGCGCGCCCGGCCGCGGCCGCCGCCAGCGGGCCGCCCGCCGCUGA